ACCACGUGUCUGCUGCACUACUCUCGUUCACCCGGCAAGCCCACUAUUCGUCUUGUUGCUAGAUAAUGAUAAUGAUGGAGAUAAACAGGGGAACACCCUCGAUCAAUCUGGAAAAAAGAAAGAAACGGUGGCCUUACCAAAAUUGAAGAAGAAAGAAAGACAAUGAGCAGCAACCCAGGAAACGGAAAACUGGUGUGCGUCACUGGGGCUUCUGGCUAUAUUGCUUCAUGGAUCGUUAAGCUCCUUCUUCUUCGUGGCUACACCGUCAAUGGCACUGUUCGCGACCUAGAUGAUUCAAGAAAAGUGGACCACUUGCUUAAACUUGAUGGGGCAAAGGAGAGAUUGCAUCUGUUUAAAGCAAAUCUCCUGGAAGAAGGUUCCUUUGACACAGCUGUUGAGGGGUGUGAGGGAGUCUUUCAUACUGCGUCUCCCGUUGUUUCUAAUGUCAAAGACCCACAGAUUGAACUUAUUGAUCCAGCAGUCAAGGGAACUCUUAACAUUCUCAAAUCAUGUGCAAAAUCACCAUCUGUGAAACGAGUUGUUUUAACAUCAUCCAUGGCUGCGGUUGUAUGUAAUGGAAAGCCUAGAGAUCCUGAAGUUGUAGUUGAUGAGGCAUGGUUUUCAAACCCAAGUUUCUGUAGGGAAUCUGAGCAAUGGUAUGCACUUUCCAAGACAUUGGCUGAAGAUGCUGCCUGGAAAUUUGUAAAAGAAAACAACAUUGACAUGGUUGCUAUCAACCCAUCAUUUGUAAUAGGGCCACUCCUCCGGCCAUCGCUUAACGAAUCUUCUGCUGCAAUUUUAAAGCUGAUAAAUGGUGCACAAACACUACCAAAGAUCACUGGUGGAUGGAUCAAUGUGAAAGAUGUUGCAAAUGCCCAUAUCCAAGCACUUGAGAUUCCCACAGCCAAUGGAAGAUAUUGUUUGGUUGAAUCAGUGGCAGACUACUCAGAGGUUUCAAAGAUCUUGCAAGAAUUGUAUCCAAGAUUACAACUUCAAGAAGAUAUGCCCUCAGUGCCAAAGUAUCAGGUUUCCAAGGAAAAGACAAGGACGUUGGGAAUUGAGUUUAUUCCGCUGCAUGUAGGCCUCAGAGAGAUUGCAGAAAGCUUGAAAGAGAGAAACUUUUUUAACGUUGAGCUCUGACAUGUAAAGUCUCUUUGACUAUUAAAUGUCUGUAACCAUAUCUCUGUUGUAAUAUGCUAAAA
Neltuma alba is the source of this 1202-nucleotide messenger RNA. Its product is annotated as tetraketide alpha-pyrone reductase 1-like. The transcript is spliced from 6 exons. Lineage: Eukaryota; Viridiplantae; Streptophyta; Magnoliopsida; Fabales; Fabaceae. The record is from RefSeq and is a predicted model, not a curated record. Gene Ontology annotation, molecular function: oxidoreductase activity, acting on the CH-OH group of donors, NAD or NADP as acceptor. Bases 163 to 1140 code for a protein of 325 amino acids.